Molecule: messenger RNA, 1215 nt
Organism: Penicillium daleae
Lineage: Eukaryota; Fungi; Ascomycota; Eurotiomycetes; Eurotiales; Aspergillaceae
Product: putative endo-1,4-beta-xylanase
Exons: 5
Coding region: 1-1215 (404 amino acids)
Biological process (GO): carbohydrate metabolic process
Cellular component (GO): extracellular region
Molecular function (GO): cellulose binding; hydrolase activity, hydrolyzing O-glycosyl compounds
Source: RefSeq, a predicted model, not a curated record
AUGGUUCAUCUAUCCGCUCGCUCUCUGCUGUUGGCGGCCGGUAUUCUACCCAACCUCGCUUAUGGCGCUGGGUUAGACACUGCUGCAGCGGCCAUUGGCAAGCUGUAUUUCGGAACAGCCACUGACAACCCCGAAUUGACGGACACUGCCUACGUCUCGCAGCUGAACAACACAGCUGACUUUGGCCAAAUCACACCCGGAAACUCGCAAAAGUGGGAUGCAACGGAGCCAUCGCAAAAUACUUUCACAUUCGCCAAUGGAGACACCAUUGCGAAGUUGGCUGAAGCCAACGGUCAGAAGCUGCGAUGUCACAAUCUGGUAUGGCAUAACCAGCUUCCAAGCUGGGUCACCAGUGGUACUUGGACCAAUGCGACGUUGGUGGCGGCUUUGAAGAACCAUAUCACCAACGUAGUUACACACUACAAGGGGCAGUGCUACGCAUGGGACGUUGUCAAUGAAGCUCUCAACGAGGACGGAACGUAUCGCACGAGUAUCUGGUACGAGACCAUUGGCGAAGCCUACAUCCCAAUUGCAUUCGCCACAGCCGCAGCCGCAGACCCUAAUGUCAAACUCUACUACAACGACUACAACAUCGAGUACUCCGGCUCAAAGGCUACUGGUGCAGCCAACAUUGUCAAGCUGAUCCAAUCCUACGGCGUCAAGGUCGAUGGAGUCGGCCUCCAAUCCCACUUCAUCGUCGGUAGUACUCCCAGCCAGAGCAACCAGGCAAGCACAAUGGCAUCAUACACAGCUCUGGGUGUGGAGGUUGCCAUUACCGAGCUCGACAUCCGAAUGACCCUUCCCUCCACCGACGCCCUGCUCGCACAACAGUCAACCGACUACAGCAGCACCGUUGGCGCAUGUGUCGAGACCAAGGGCUGUGUGGGUAUCACCAUUUGGGAUUGGACUGACAAGUACUCCUGGGUUCCAAGUACCUUCUCGGGACAGGGUGCUGCAUGCCCGUGGGAUGCGAAUUUCGUGAAGAAGCCGGCGUACACUGGCAUUCUCACCGCUCUGGGAGGAACGGCCACUGCAACCUCAACGACUACUGCCACAACUGUGAGCACUUCGACCACUUCUUCUAGCACAAGCACGUCCACGGGCGUUGCUGCGCACUGGGGUCAGUGCGGUGGUCUUGGAUGGACUGGUCCCACUGUCUGUGCGAGUGGAUACACCUGCACCUACUCCAAUGAUUGGUAUUCCCAGUGUCUGUAA